AUCGACUACCAGGCCACAGCAUCUGCAGGACACAGCUUUCUCACGACUACUUGCUCUUAUUCGCGCUCAUAACGCGAUUUGGCCUUUGUUUUGGUGGUAAUAGUCACCGUAUACAGCCUACAAGUCUCAGGCCUGCAUAUCGCAAGCAGACAUAUAACUAAACCUCAUCCGCCACCCCCGACCAAGGCAUAGUAAGCCAUGCAGCGCCAACGAGAGGUAGCGCCUACCUCGAUGGGUCCUUCGGUAGUGAUUGAAGACACUGCUGUGUUCCGAGAAGGCGAGGGCGGUCUGUCGAGCAGCGAGUCGCCAGAUUCUGGAGUGAUCGGUACGCUCCGUCUUCGCGGCGGCCAUCUCUCGAACCGACGAGUUGCUUGGAGUGACGAGGUCAUUGAUAAUGAGGGAAUGGGAAAGAAGAAGUCCAAAGUGUGCUGCAUAUUCCACAAACAGCGGCGAUUUGACGAGAGCUCAUCCGACGAGAGCUCCUCAUCGUCAGACGACGACAGCGACAGUGACGCUGACCAUAAUCCGAGCAAAGACGCCGACGCCGGGCCUUCGUCGAAUAAUCCCGACCAAGAAGGCCAUGGUGCAGGAUGCGCUCAUCAUCACCACCACAAGCGGCGAGCAAGGAAGCCGAAUGCCUACGAGCGACAGCCGAAGUACGGACCAAAGAAAACUUAAAAAAUGCAGAUGAUUUAGAGGAUUUGGUGGAGAGGGUUAGAAAGACACCUUUAUAUCAUGUGAAUACGGAGAAUUUUUGGUCGUGUGGCCCAGGAGUGUAUAGCGAUUAUUGUCAGGUGUUUCGUGUAUAUGGUACAUAUUUUAUGGCGUUUAAUGGACUUUUGAAAAUCAUGAAUCAAAAUGAAGAGUGUAGACGUUGUACGUCUUUGCUAUAUGCUGAGCUGCAAGUAGAACCGGAGUUCGGGUUCAUAUUUCUUAUCAUGCGCAUUCAUACAUCAAGUGUAGCA
Molecule: messenger RNA, 965 nt
Organism: Myxozyma melibiosi
Lineage: Eukaryota; Fungi; Ascomycota; Lipomycetes; Lipomycetales; Lipomycetaceae
Product: phosphatase inhibitor-domain-containing protein
Exons: 2
Coding region: 199-678 (159 amino acids)
Cellular component (GO): nucleus
Molecular function (GO): protein serine/threonine phosphatase inhibitor activity; protein phosphatase 1 binding
Source: RefSeq, a predicted model, not a curated record